Thlaspi arvense is the source of this 435-nucleotide messenger RNA. The record is from the annotation of a GenBank genome assembly. NCBI's taxonomy places the organism in Eukaryota, Viridiplantae, Streptophyta, Magnoliopsida, Brassicales, Brassicaceae.
AUGGGUUUCUCGGACGCUGGAAUCUGUCUCUCCGAUCAAAACAAUCUCUGUGAAACGGAACUAGGGUUCCUUCGUGUACCCUCUUUAGGGUUUUCAGACCGGAGCGUUCAAGAAUUACGGCAAGAUCAAGAUCUUGAUAUUAAAGUCCGAGAGAUAGCUAAUUGCUCACGCGAAGAUGGUGUAAAGGUGAAGAAAGAAGAAGAAGAAGAAGAUUUCUGCAAGACUCCGACACGCCUCGACCAAAUUCUCCCGGCAAUUCCAAAUGUUUGUCCGCCGGCGCCGAGGAAACCUAAGGGAGUCCCGUCGAGAAGUUUGAAGGUUAGAAAUUCCUAUAAAAGCAGGAGAAUGAUCAUUCUGAAUGUUUCUAGAGAGAUCGAUAGUCUCUUUAAUUCAACAUCUCUUGGUAACAAAAUCAAGAAAGCAAGACACAAUUGA